This is a messenger RNA of Betta splendens (Siamese fighting fish), 3708 nucleotides long. It is a transcript of the gene sox10, whose product is annotated as SRY-box transcription factor 10. The record is from RefSeq and is a predicted model, not a curated record. Gene Ontology annotation, molecular function: DNA-binding transcription factor activity, RNA polymerase II-specific; RNA polymerase II cis-regulatory region sequence-specific DNA binding. The transcript is spliced from 3 exons. NCBI's taxonomy places the organism in Eukaryota, Metazoa, Chordata, Actinopteri, Anabantiformes, Osphronemidae. Gene Ontology annotation, cellular component: nucleus. Gene Ontology annotation, biological process: peripheral nervous system development; neural crest cell migration; enteric nervous system development. The coding region runs from base 916 to 2484 and encodes 522 amino acids.
UCGCACGUGUCUCAUGGAAAAAUAAAAACUAAAUUUAGUUUCGUUAGGAUCCAGAACAAACGACACUUAUUAGGAAAUUGAAUGAUCCGUUUGGCUUCAGAAGAUAUGAUAUGAUAAUGGUAUAUGAUGAUAAUAUGAUUUCACAUUAAAAUCCAUUGACUUGCUUCUGCUCGAUGCCAUUUGAAAACUAGAGAAAAUCUCAAAUUAAUUGUUCGCUGUUGUCAACAUGAAACGGGCCAUUUUCACGUGUCAAACGGGCGCGUGAAGGACGCGCCCCUCGUCCAAUCACAGCCGCGCCAGCGCUGUCGCUCUGCUCCUUUAAGACUUUUCUCCCCAGUUCUUUUUGUUUUUUGCUCCCAGCUCGUACAAGGGGCCCUUUAAGCCCCGGUACCGGCGCACAGAGCGGGCAUUCAUAGACGGGCAGCGAACGAGGGGGCUGGGAGUGAGCGUCACUUUGGAAACUCGGGGACUCACGGAUUCUCGUGCUUUACCGGCGACCUCCUUUUCUCAUUGCUGAAGUCCUCGUCCGUGGAUUUCAGUUGCGGGGAACACGGAGGAGAGAGAGAGAGAGACGGGAAGUCAAGAGUAAGUGAGACUGGGCGAGUUUGGCGCAGAAAGUUGUGCAUUAGCAGGUAAACUGGGGUCCAAGGUGCGCACUGAGCCGCCUAUGAUUCCAACAACACGGAUGGAAAGAACUUUGAUGUGGAACCCUCACAGAGUUUUACAACGGAGGCUGAGAGUAGAGACCGAUUGGCAGUUUAUAUUAUAACUUAGAGGCCGAGGGACAGAGCAGGCAGCGUCUCCGAGCGUCACACAGGACAGACCGACCGACAGACCGACCGACAGACCGACAGCACCGGGACAACGAGCGGAGCGUCCUCUGCGCACCGGACGCCUGUGUGUGUGUGUGGGAAGAUGUCCAGAGAGGAGCAGAGCCUGUCGGAGGUCGAGCUCAGUCCCGGGAUGUCGGACGACAGCCGCUCCACGUCGCCGGGCCUCUCCUCCGGCGCCGCGGGCGGCGGGGACUCGCCCCUGCGCGCGCAGCGGCCGCCGCCGCUCGCGGCGCUGGACGACGCGCCGGCGGGAUGCUCGUCCGUCAAAUCCGACGACGAGGACGAGCGCUUCCCCGCGGGGAUCCGCGAGGCGGUGAGCCAGGUGCUCAACUGCUACGACUGGACCCUCGUGCCCAUGCCCGUGCGCGUGAACGCCGGAAGCAAGAGCAAGCCGCACGUGAAGAGGCCCAUGAACGCCUUCAUGGUGUGGGCGCAGGCGGCGCGGAGGAAACUGGCCGAUCAACACCCACACCUGCACAACGCGGAGCUCAGCAAGACGCUGGGCAAACUGUGGAGGCUUCUCAAUGAGAACGACAAGCGGCCCUUCAUCGAGGAGGCAGAGCGGCUGCGGAAGCAGCACAAGAAGGACUACCCCGACUACAAGUACCAGCCCCGGCGCCGCAAGAACGGAAAGAUGGGUUCUGGCUCCGGCAGCGAGGCCGACGGCCACUCGGAGGGGGAGGUCGGCCACAGCCUGUCCCACUACAAAGGCCUCCACCUGGACGUGGCCCGCAGCGGGGGGGACGGCUCCCCCCUGUCCGACCACCACCCGCACGCUUCAGGUGGGCUGCACAUCCCACCCACACGCACUGGCGUCAGUGGUGGAGUUUCAGCCACGUGUGCUUUGCUUUGUGUGUCUACAGGUCAGAGCCACAGCCCCCCCACACCCCCCACCACUCCCAAGACUGACGCUCACUCUGGGAAAGCAGGAGACGGGAAGCGGGAGGGCGCCGGGAGCGGGGGCCCCCGCGGCGCCAUGGGAGCGGAAGGAGGCGCCGGAGCGCCGGGGUCGGCGAAGCCGCACAUCGACUUCGGCAACGUGGACAUCGGCGAGAUGAGCCACGAGGUGAUGGCCAACAUGGAGCCGUUCGACGUCAACGAGUUUGACCAAUACCUGCCCCCCAACGGGCCGCCCGGGGCCGGGCCGGGCGCGGGCGCGGCCGCCGUGCCCGCGGCGCCCGCCUCUCCCUACACCUACGGCAUCUCCUCAGCUCUGGCCGUGGCCAGUGGACACGGCGCCGGCUGGCUCUCCAAGCAGCAGCCCCCGCAGCAGCACCACGGCCCCCCCAUGGGCCCAGACGCCUCCAAGGGCCCCGUCAAGAGUGAAAGCGCGGGCUCUGGGGGUCCCUUCGCCGAGGCCGUGUCGGCAGGUUCCCACGUCACCUACACCCCCCUCGGCCUGCCCCACUACAGCUCUGCCUUCCCCUCCCUGGCCUCCAGGGCCCAGUUUGCCGAGUACGCAGACCACCAGGCCUCGGGCUCCUACUACGUCCCCUCCAGCCAGGCCUCUGGGCUCUACUCUGCCUUCUCCUACAUGGGGCCCUCGCAGAGACCGCUGUACACACCCAUCACUGACCCAGCCAGCGUCCCGCAGUCACACAGCCCCACGCACUGGGAACAGCCCGUCUACACCACGCUGUCGCGCCCAUGACAGACAACGAGACCAGGCAGCACUGGUGCCGGUCCAGCCCCCGCGCCAGACCCCAGGAGCAGCAGCGUCAGAGGUCUGGGCUGGGGUGAGUGGGCCGGUACUGGUGGCGUGGGCUGGGGAGGCAGGGCAGGUGAAGCCCAACUCUGGUCCUGCCCAGAGGCAGAGAUGCUGUCGCAGCCCCAGAACCAGCUGGGAGCCAGGUGGUUUUAGGCCCGGUUGAUUUGUGUGGUGGGUGGGGGUGUCCGAUGCAGCCCUCAGGCCACAGACGGGUCAGCAGCCACAGGACCAGCGCAAAGAAUGCACUGCUUGAUGUGACAGGUAUCACGACCAACACAAGGACCUAAAACCAGGAUGGACGUCCGGGCCGCGGGCCGGGCUCCAUCCACUCCUCAGGCAAAAACCCCAAUCAGAACACAGUGGUACCGGUCUGCUGGUUCCGGAGGCCUAAACGGGGACGCAGCCAUGAGCACAGUCAGUCUGUUCUAUCAGGAUAGUUUACAGGAUGUACUUGAACUUGCUGUACAGAAGUUAAUGCAAACAGAUGUGAAACAAUGACCAAAGGUUUGGCACCAAAACUCAGUUUAGAGACGUUUCUCCCAACGACACUGAAAACUACCUGUCGUCACACGGAGCAGUUCUGAGCUUUGACUCUAGAAAGAAACAGUGUCAAAGCUUUGUUCGCAGUAUUUGACUUCAUGACACAAUGUUUCUAUUUAAACUUGGAUAAUUCAUCUGAACGAUUAGUAGAAGCUCUAACAUCGCUGGUAAACGCUUAUUGUUAUUAUCUGUGUGGCUCAAUAAUAACUUCUCAUCAUAAAGUGCCUCGGUCUUUGCUACUAACGCCUCCACGUAUUUAUGUUAAACCACGUUUGUGCCUUUUACUGUUUUUGAUCAAUAGCAGAUCUUUAUUUUCACGCUGGGAUAUAUUAAAAAAAACAUUAUUUACUUAAUUAUCAUUUUUAAGAUCUCCGCUGGAUCUUUAUUUAAACCCAACGCAAGCAGCACGGCUUCAUGUCCAGCUCAGAGCCCACAUUAACAUGUAAUCACUGCUAUGAACUUCUUAUUUAUACUCGUUUGUGUUGCCUACGUUGUUUUUUAUUGUGUAUCUGUUGCCAGCACAGCAAGAAAAGCUUGUAACAGCAGGAACAAAAGCCUGAACAUGUGACGACGGCUUACGAUCCUGAACCUUUGCUUGAAUUAAAGUUAUUUCUGCUUUACUACAAA